AUGAGUAGAGCAAAUAAUAAUCUCUUAAACAUUCAACCCACAGAUCAUGAGCUCAAAUUCCCUUUCGAAUUGAAUAAGAAGACUUCAUCUUCUCUGCAGUUCACUAACAAUACCGAUGGAUAUGUUGCUUUCAAGGUUAAAACCACGAACCCAAAGAAAUACUCUGCUAGUCCAAAUAUGGGAAUCGUAUUGCCUGGAACAACAUGCGACGUUACAGUAGCUAUGCAAGCACAAAAGGAAGCUCCACAGGAUAUGCUGCAAUCCAAAGACAAGUUCCUUGUACAGACUACUGUUGUUGCAGCACCAACAAGGAACAUUACAAGUGAAAUUUUUAGCAAAGAAAGUGGCAGGGUUAUUGAGGAAUUCAAGUUGAGGGUGAUUUAUGUUGUUCCAGUAGCCAAUCCAGUGCAGCAAGGAUCUGACCAAGGAUCUUCUUCUACUCCUAGCCUGGCAUCUUGUGUGGACAAUGGGAGUCAAACAACUUGUUGUAUAAAAACAUCCAACAACUUGUUGAACAUGCAAUGUGAAAUUGGUAAAAGUUUCCAGAAGAUUUUUGUAUCUAAGAUUGAUGGUAGUCUUUCUAAUGGGGAAAAACUAGUUAGAGGCUCUCCCAAAGCUACAUGCAAUCAGAUUUUCUUGGAAGAAGAUGCUUUUGAGACAUUGGCGAAAUCUAAAUUUAUUAUCAAGUCUCAAUAA
Molecule: messenger RNA, 696 nt
Organism: Papaver somniferum (opium poppy)
Lineage: Eukaryota; Viridiplantae; Streptophyta; Magnoliopsida; Ranunculales; Papaveraceae
Product: vesicle-associated protein 3-1-like
Exons: 4
Coding region: 1-696 (231 amino acids)
Biological process (GO): endoplasmic reticulum membrane organization
Cellular component (GO): plasma membrane; endoplasmic reticulum membrane
Source: RefSeq, a predicted model, not a curated record